AAGUAUAUAUAGGAUUGCACACCCAUGCCAUUGAACCACACAUUUCAAUAAUUAUUCGAAUUUCACUCAAAAAAAUGGGAAGUUCAAUGAUAUUAAUCCUAACUCUUACAAUAAUCACUUGCACUAAUCUCGUCCUAGCCCAUGAGCCUAGCCCUCUUCAAGAUUUUUGCGUUGCCGAUUUCAAAAGUCGAGUUAGGGUAAACGGCUUCACUUGCCUAGACUCUAAGCAAGUCACAGCCGAUCACUUCCAUUUCCGGGGCCUACACAUCCCCGGGAACACCUCGAAUCCCCUGGGAUCCUUUGUGAACCGGCCGACGGUCCUCGAGAUCCCGGGGCUCAACACGCUCGGCAUCUCCACCGUGCGCGUGGACUACGCGCCGCGAGGGGUGGUCCCGCCCCACCGCCACCCCCGCGCCGCCGAGGUACUGACGGUGCUCGAGGGUACCGUGCUCGUCGGAUUCGUGACGUCGGACCCCGAGAACAAGCUCUUCUCGAAAGUGCUGCGAAGAGGCGAUGUUUUCGCAUUUCCAUUCGGAUUGAUUCAUUUUCAGCAGAAUGUAGGAGAAAACGACGCCGUUACUAUAGCGUUUUUGAGCAGCCAAAACCCGGGCGUCAUCGCCAUCGCUAACGCCGUGUUUGGCUCUAAUCCGCCGAUCAAUGCUGAUGUGUUAGCCAAGGCUUUCCAAGUCGAGCAUGACCUUGUCAAUAAGCUGCAAGCUCCAUAUAAAUUAUAAUUGUUUCUUUUUUAUUAUACAUAACUAUGUUAUUGAUUUUUUUAUCCUUGUCCGAAUAUAAUUGUGUUAAUCAUUAUUUAGAGCUAGAAUUGUAUAAAUGGAUAUAUGGACGAAACAUAUUUUGUGUUUAAAAUUAAAUUUGAAUAAAUAAAAUUAUAUUUUACUCCAUAGUAUAAAAAAAUAAA
Molecule: messenger RNA, 919 nt
Organism: Salvia miltiorrhiza (redroot sage)
Lineage: Eukaryota; Viridiplantae; Streptophyta; Magnoliopsida; Lamiales; Lamiaceae
Product: putative germin-like protein 2-1
Exons: 2
Coding region: 75-734 (219 amino acids)
Cellular component (GO): cell wall
Molecular function (GO): manganese ion binding
Source: RefSeq, a predicted model, not a curated record